This is a messenger RNA of Ruditapes philippinarum (Manila clam), 4700 nucleotides long. RefSeq lists its product as uncharacterized. The transcript is spliced from 12 exons. Bases 1 to 1422 code for a protein of 473 amino acids. NCBI's taxonomy places the organism in Eukaryota, Metazoa, Mollusca, Bivalvia, Venerida, Veneridae. The record is from RefSeq and is a predicted model, not a curated record.
AUGUGGUACUUGAGCGUUGUUUCAUCAAAGUUAUUUUUGUAUGAAGGAAAGUCUUCAAAGGAGGUCAAGGGUCUCAAGCCAUCAGAAGCAGGAUCCGUUUUGGUUUCAUUUGAAGACGGAACAAGGAAAAGUUUUUUUCUGAAUAGAUUUGUUGCAAAGAGUAUUUUGAGUAAGAAGCUGAAGAAAUUCCAAACAACAAGAUCACUCUUCUGCAAGAAAACAAGGGAUUACAUGGCACAUUACAAAAGUAGUGACUCUAGCUCUUCUACAGACACAGUCCCAGAAACAGACGAAGAAGAUAAUGUUCCUUCUGUGGAAGAUCAUGCAUUUGAUUCAUUUUCUUCACAAAUGGAACACAGUGAAUCCAGUUCUACAAGUACUAUGUCCGCAUGUGAUAGAGAAGAUAACGAAGUUUUACCUCCACUUCCUGUGAAAACAGAUUACCUGUAUGAGAAGAAAAUUAAAGGGCACAGUGUGAAAGUACACCUCAUGAAUCUUGCUCAACCAGUUAGGGAGAGAAGAGUCAGGGAUUUAAAUACAGCACAUGUACAUGCCUUGUCAAAGAGCUUCUUGGAAUCCCCAGGUGGUGAAUUCCAGCUUUUGGCUGGAAACAUCUUGUCAGGGGAUCUUGAGAAUGCCAUGCAAGAGAGAGGUAUGAGGAUCGAGGUGAUCGGAGGCAACCAUACAAAGGCCGCUCUAAUGACUUUGUAUCGGCAAGGAUUACGAAACCCAUAUGUCCAGAUGACAUUAUAUGAAGGCCUGACUGAUGAGGAGGCUCUCAAGGUGGGUCUCCAUCACAAUGAAACCAACCUGAAGGCGAAGCCUAUGUCGUUUUUAGAUAAGGUGGAUGUUAUUGUGAAGCUAAAACAAGACAUCAAAGCUGUGGCAUCAGUUUUUCAGAAGAAGAAUGGUCGUCAGGUGCGAAAUGACUUGGGCGUACAUAUGGCUGUAUCGAGGUGGCCAAACGAGAUUAUUGAACGCUUGCACCAGGUUGACCAAAAAUGGUGUUCAAAGAAGCCACUCUCACAAACCCUUUUGAGAGGGCUUAUAAAGCACAGUGAAAUGAGGAAGUAUAUGGACAAGGGAACAGAGAUUUUAGUUCAAGAAGGGGUUCAAGCUUUUAAGGAAAAAAUGAAUCAGUGGAUGCAAGUGGAAGGAGUUGGGCAUUUCAGGAAUAAGAAGCCAACAGAAGCAAAAGAAAAAACAACAGUGAAAGAAACAGUGAAAGAAACAAAUGAGAAAGAGCAUUCUGUGAAGCAAAAUUACCAAGUUGGAGAUGUAGUAAUGGCUAAAUGGAAAGACGGCAGAAAGUAUGAUGCAGUGAUCAAGAGAGUUGAAAUAAUUUACCAUGUGCAGUAUUUAGAAGACAAUGUUCAAAGGAAAGUGAGUGAAACUGAUAUAGAAGAAAAGGAUAUACAGUAAAAAGUAUAUGGAGAUCUGUCCUAGCUACUUGCCCCGGCGUCGGCGUCUGUGUUCAGAUUUCAGAUUAAAGUUUUGUUGCAGUAAAAUAUUUUUCAAUAUAACUUUGUCACUUCUUAAGGUAUCAACAUCAAACUUCAAAUAUAUGUUCCUUAUCAUCUACCGCAUCUUAUGUGACAAGGUUCAUAACUCUAGCACCAAUAGUUUCAGAUUUAUCUCCCCUUGAACUUAGAAUUUUCCUUCAAAAAUACUAUUUUUUACUGUUAUUUCUUAAGGGAUAUACUUCAUACUUUAAAUGUAUGUUCCUCAGCAUCAACCACAUCUUAUGUGACAAGGUUCAUAACUCUAGCACCAAUAUUUUGAGAUUUAUCUCCCCUUGAACUUAAAAUUUUCCUUAAAAAAUACUAUUUUUUACUGUUACUUCUUUAUUUCUUAAGGGAUCAACUUCAUACUUCAAAUAUAUGUACCUUAUAAUUAACCACAUGUUACGUGACAAGGUUCAUAACUCUAGCACCAAUAUUGCAAGAAUUAUCUCCCCAUAAACUUAGAUUUUUUUUACUUGAAAAAUGUUACUUUUUACUAUAAAUUUUUUAAUUUUAAAGGUAUCUACCCAAACUUAAAAGGAUAGUAUUUGGUUUGAAUUAGAUUAAAAGAGGCGGACUAGUCCUCCUUUUCAUAAUUUAACUGUUUGCAUUUGAUUAUUUUAUGAAGGUGGAUUGGUCCGUCAUUUUAUUUCUAAAGACUCCUUGAUCUUUAGUUUGAGUUUCUUUAAAUAAGGCAGACUAGUGCUCCUUUUCGUUUCGUAAAUAAAGUGGAUUAGUCUGUCAUUUAAGGUUAUGUUUUAUAUUGAAAAAAUAGAUAGUAUUUGAUUUGAGUUUGACUGCAAAAAGCGGACUAAUCCUCCUUUUUGUUUAAUAAUUUAAAUGUUCAGUUUUGAUUAUUGUUAGAAGGUGGAUUAGUCCGUCAUUUCAGUUAUUUUUUUCUGAAGACUCCUUAAAUAAAAUGAAUAGUAUUUGAUUUGAGUGACUAGUCCUCCUUUUUAUUUCGUAAUUGAACUUGUUAGUUUUGAUUAUGGUAAAAAGGUUGACUAGUCCGUCAUUUUAGUUAACGUUUUCAAAAGACACAUUGAAAAAAAUGCAUAAAUGCAUAAUUAAACUGUUUAUUUUUUUAUAAUUGUUUUAAGGUGGAUAAGUCAGUCAUUUCAGUGAACAUUUUCUUAAGACUCCUUAAUCUCUAGCUUGAGUUAACUGAAAAAGGCGGACUAAUCCUCCUUCAUGUUUUACAAUUUAAUUUUUGUUUUGUUUUGAUUAUUGUAUAAAUGUGGCUGUGUCAUUUCAUUUAAUGGUUUCUGUAGACUCCUUGAUCUUUAUCUUGAGUUUCACUGAAAAAGGCGGACUAAUCCUCCUUCAUGCUUUUUAAUCUAAUUUUUUUUUUGAAUAUUGUAUGUAGGUGAAUUAGUCUGUCAUUUCAGUUAGACUCAUUGAUUUUUAUUUUGAGUUUCACUGAAAAGGCGAACUUAUCCUCCUUCAUGUUUUACAAUUGAUUUGUUUUGUUUUGAUUACUGCAUAAGGUUAAUUAAGCCGUCAUUUCAUUUAAUGAUUUCUGUAGACUCCUUGAUCUUUAUUUUUAGUUUCACUGAAAAAGGCGGACUAAUCCUCCUUCAUGUUUUAUAAUUGAGUUGUUUAGUUUUGGUUAUUGUAUAAAGUUGGAUUAGUCUGUCCUAUCAGUUUAUGUUUGAAAAAUGCAAAGUAUUUGUUUUGACUUAGAUUGAAAAAGGCGGACUAAUCCUCCUUUUUGUUUUUAUAGUUUUUAGUUUUUUACUUAUUGUAUGUAUAAAGGUGGAUUAGUCCGCCUUUUGAGUUAACAUUUUCUUAAGAUUAAUUGAGAAAUAUUACGUCUUUGGUUGAGGUUACAUUGAAUGAGGCGGACUAGUCCUCCUUCAUGUGUUAAAAUUGAACAUUUUAGUUUUGAUAAUUGUGUAAAGGUGGAUUAGUCCGCCAUUUCAAUUAAUGAUUUCUAAAGACUCUUGAUCUUUAUUUUGAGUUUCACUAAAAAAGGCGGACUAAUCCUCCUUCAUGUUUGAUAAUUGAGUUGUUCAGUUUUGGUUAUAGAGUUAAAUUGAAAAAGGCGGACUAAUCCUCCUUCAUGUUUUAUAAUUGAGUUGUUCAGUUUUGGUUAUAGAGUUAAAUUGAAAAAGGCGGACUAAUCCUCCUUCAUGUUUGAUAAUUGAGUUGUUCAGUUUUGGUUAUAGAGUUAAAUUGAAAAAGGCGGACUUAUCCUCCUUCAUGUUUUAUAAUUGAGUUGUUCAGUUUUGGUUAUUGUAUAAAGUUGGAUUAGUCUGUCAUAUCAGUUUAUGUUUGAAAAAUGCAAAGUAUUUGUUUUGACUUAGAUUGAAAAAGGCGGACUAAUCCUCCUUUUUGUUUUUAUAGUUUUUAGUUUUUUAUUUAUUGUAUGUAUAAAGGUGGAUUAGUCCGCCUUUUGAGUUAACAUUUUCUAAAGAUUAAUUGAGAAAUAUUACGUCUUUGGUUGAGGUUACAUUGAAUGAGGCGGACUAGUCCUCCUUCAUGUGUUAAAAUUGAACAUUUUAGUUUUGAUAAUUGUGUAAAGGUGGAUUAGUCCGCCAUUUCAAUUAAUGAUUUCUAAAGACUCUUGAUCUUUAUUUUGAGUUUCACUAACAAAGGCGGACUAAUCCUCCUUCAUGUUUGAUAAUUGAGUUGUUCAGUUUUGGUUAUAAAGUUAAAUUGAAAAAGGCGGACUAAUCCUCCUUCAUGUUUUAUAAUUGAGUUGUUCAGUUUUGGUUAUUGUAUAAAGUUGGAUUAGUCUGUCCUAUCAGUUUAUGUUUGAAAAAUGCAAAGUAUUUGUUUUGACUUAGAUUGAAAAAAGGCGGACUAAUCCUCCUUUUUGUUUUUAUAGUUUUUAGUUUUUUUAUUUAUUGUAUGUAUAAAGGUGGAUUAGUCCGCCUUUUGAGUUAACAUUUUCUAAAGAUUAAUUGAGAAAUAUUACGUCUUUGGUUGAGGUUACAUUGAAUGAGGCGGACUAGUCCUCCUUCAUGUGUUAUAAUUGAAAAUUUUAGUUUUGAUAAUUGUGUAAAGGUGGAUUAGUCCGCCAUUUCAAUUAAUGAUUUCUAAAGACUCUUGAUCUUUAUUUUGAGUUUCACUAAAAAAGGCGGACUAAUCCUCCUUCAUGUUUGAUAAUUGAGUUGUUCAGUUUUGGUUAUAGAGUUAAAUUGAAAAAGGCGGACUAAUCCUCCUUCAUGUUUUAUAAUUGAGUUGUUCAGUUUU